Molecule: messenger RNA, 324 nt
Organism: Entrophospora candida
Lineage: Eukaryota; Fungi; Glomeromycota; Glomeromycetes; Entrophosporales; Entrophosporaceae
Source: the annotation of a GenBank genome assembly
AUGCCAAUAGAGGAGAAAUCCCAACCUAUCAAAGAUGAAAAUACCUUGGUUAAGCCAGACCACAAUGGAUUGAUAUUAGGCGUAGCAUUAAGAGUAGUUGAGCCACUUAAACAAAGUAUUGCCAAAAGAAUAGCCAAUGCUGUAUCAAAUCCAUGUCCACUUCCUGAAUUAUCUGGAGAAAUUAUUAACGUGAAGGAGAUAGAAGAUGCAUCAGAAGCUUAUCCAGAUUUCUUGAGCAAAAAAUCCAGUACAACUCUUAUCCGCUCCCCUAUGAUGACAGGAAAAACAAAAUGUCCAGGAAUGGUUAUUGAUUCAAUUGACUAA